CGCGGCGUCCGGGAAGGCGCGCCAGGCUGUGCUCCGGUUCUGCUCCGGUUCUGCUCCGGUUCCCCGGGACCGGCGGCGCUGAGUGAGGGGCGAGACCGGGGCUGAGGGGUGUGGCAGAGAUGGAUUCCCAGGACAUCAACGAGCUGCAGCAGGAGGUGAUGGACGAGCUGGGAAUCUCCAUGGAGGAGCUGCAGGAAAUCAUCGACAAAGAAGUGGAGAAUUCCGAGUGGGUGAGGCAGCGGAAACAGCAGCUGGAGGAGCUGGAGCAGUGCAUGAGGCACAAGGAGGAGGAGGUGGCCCACGUUGACCAGCUCAUUGACGAUGCCAUGAGGGCCAUCGACAAGUGUGAGACACUGGCAAAGGAGCUGUACUCCAUGAUGGGCCUGCAGUACCGGGAGAGCAGCUCGGAGGACGAGGCUCCGGCAGCCACGGAAGUGAUUGAGAUCCCCGACGAGGAGGAUGACGAUGUCAUGAGUGUGGACUCAGGCUGGAAGCGCAGCAGCAGCAGUCCCAGAAUCUCCAGGGAUCAGAGUCUGCUGCGGGAAGCAAUGGUUGCCAUGAGGAAAUCUGCCCGGGAUGUUGCGAAAUUCAUGGAUGCUGUAAACAAGAAAACAAACUUGCAGGAAGCACAGAAAGAUGCACAACCUCCUCAGGAAUCUCCUGGCCCUGCCCAGCCCAUCACUGUCCCUGCAGCCCCUGACAAUGAUCUCAACACUGAUGGGGACCUCAAAGUGGGCAUGAGGAUUUUGGGGAAAAAGAGAACCAAGACUUGGCACAAGGGGACGUUGAUUGCCAUCCAGACGGUCGGUGCUGGCAAGAAAUAUAAAGUGAAAUUUGAUAAUAAAGGGAAGAGUUUGCUGUCGGGCAACCACAUUGCCUACGAUUACCACCCGUCUGCCGAGAGGCACCACGUGGGCAGGAGGGUGGUGGCCAGGUACAAGGAUGGCAACCAGAUGUGGCUCUACGCUGGGAUCGUGGCUGAGACCCCCAACGUCAAGAAUAAAAACAGGUUCCUGAUCUUCUUUGACGACGGCUACGCGUCCUACGUGAAGGAGUGGGAGCUGUACCCGGUCUGCCGGCCACUGAAAAAAGCCUGGGAGGACAUUGAGGAUGUUUCCUGUCGGGAUUUCAUUGAGGAGUACAUCACUGCCUACCCCAACCGGCCCAUGGUACUGCUGAAGAAUGGGCAGCUGAUCAAAACCGAGUGGGAAGGAACCUGGUGGAAAUCCAGAGUGGAAGAAGUGGAUGGAAGUCUGGUGAAAAUCCUUUUCCUGGAAGCUCUUCCCAUGGGAACUGUGAGCGUUUCCUUCUCCUUCCCGCAGGAGGACAAACGUUGUGAGUGGAUUUACCGAGGUUCCACACGCCUCGAGCCCAUGUUCAGCAUGAAAACUUCCACGGCUUCCACCCAGGAAAAGAAGCAAAGUGGGCAAACCAGGACUCGUCCCAAUGUUGGUGCUGUGAGGAGCAAGGGCCCUGUGGUCCAGUACACCCAGGAUUUAGCAGGAGCUGGUCCCCAGUACAGGGCUCCGGAGCAGCCGCCAGCUGCACGUGCCGCGUCUCCUCAGCCUGCAGAGAUGGAAUGCUCCGACACCCAGCUGGCCCAGGGCAGAAAGCAGGUGGCCAAGAAAAGCACUUCCUUCCGUCCUGGCUCCGUGGGCUCCGGGCACUCGUCCCCGUCCUCCCCCGUCCUCGGGGACAGCCCGGCAGCCGGGAGAGCCCUCCCGGCCCCGCAGCACCGCGUCCCCAGCAGCGGCCCCUCCCAGCCGUUCCACGGCAUGACGGACCGCGUUCCCAGCGAGCCGUCCUACCGGGCCCCGCUGGAGAAGCUCUUCUACCUGCCCCACGUGUGCAGCUACAGCUGCCUGUCGCGGGUGCGGCCCAUGCGCAGCGACCAGUACCGCAGCCGCAACCCGCUGCUCAUCCCGCUGCUCUACGACUUCCGCCGCAUGACGGCGCGGCGCCGCGUCAACCGCAAGAUGGGCUUCCACGUGCUGUACAAAACACCCUGCGGGCUCUGCCUGCGCUCCAUGCACGAGAUCGAGCGCUACCUCUUCGAGACGGACUGCGACUUCCUGUUCCUGGAGAUGUUCUGCCUGGAUCCCUACGUGCUGGUGGAUCGCAAGUUCCAGCCCUACAAGCCCUACUACUACAUCGCCGACAUCACCAAGGGCAAGGAGGACGUGCCCCUGUCCUGCGUCAACGAGAUCGACAACACGCCGCCGCCGCAGGUGGCCUACAGCAAGGAGAGGAUCCCCGGGAAAGGGGUCUACAUCAACACCAGCUGGGAAUUCCUCGUGGGCUGUGACUGCAAGGACGGCUGCAGAGACAAAUCCAGGUGUGCCUGUCACCAGCUGACCAUCCAGGCCAGCGGCUGCACCCCCGGGGGGCAAAUCAACCCCAACUCGGGCUACCAGCACAAGCGGCUGGAGGAGUGUCUCCCGACAGGCGUUUACGAGUGCAACAAGAGGUGCAAGUGCAACGUGAACAUGUGCACCAACCGCCUGGUCCAGCACGGCCUCCAGGUGCGGCUGCAGCUCUUCAAGACCCAGAACAAAGGCUGGGGCAUUCGCUGCCUCGACGACAUCGCCAAGGGCUCCUUUGUCUGCAUCUACGCAGGGAAAAUCCUCACAGACGACUUUGCUGACAAAGAGGGGCUGGAGAUGGGUGACGAGUACUUUGCCAACCUGGACCACAUUGAGAGCGUGGAGAACUUCAAGGAGGGCUACGAGAGCGACGCCAAGUGCUCCUCGGACAACAGCGGCGUGGACCUGAAGGACGACGACGACGACGAGAACACGGGCUCGGAGGAGCUGGAGGAAUCCAACGAGGACAGCUCCGACGACAACUUCUGCAAGGACGAGAACUUCAGCACGAGCUCGGUGCUGCGCAGCUACGCCACGCGCCGGCAGACGCGCGGCCAGCGCGACCACGGCCUCUCCGAGACGGCCUCCAAGGACUCGGGGCUCGCCCGGCCCCUCGGCCACGAUGAGCCCGCCACGGCCCCCCCCUGCAAGCUGCCCGUGUCUGAGGAGACCUCCAAGAACAAGGUGGCCUCGUGGCUGAGCUCCAACAGCAUGGCCGAGAGCUUCCAGGACAGCGACAGCGCCUCGUCCCUGAGGAUGGGCGAAGGGGGAGAAGCCAAGGCCGUGAAAAUGGAGAUCUCUGUGGAGAGGGAGAAGGGCUGUGCUCCCACACCGGGAGAGCUGAACGGAGAGGCAAAGGCAGCCAAGAAGGAGGAACCUGAAGAACCAACCAAAAUUCCUGGGCUGAGCAGCCUGGGCAGGAGGUACGGCUACAACCCCUGUCCCCCGAAGCUGGAGGGGAUCCGCAGGCCGGUGAGCGGGACGCUGCUGCUGCAGAGCCGCCGGCGAUCCCUGGCCCUGCCAGCCCCCUCAGAGGACGUGCUGACGCUCUCCAGCAGCACCGACAGCGAAGGGGAGCACAGGGCAGGGCAGGCCCCGGGCACCGCCAACGACAGCGACGACAUCCAGACCAUUUCCUCAGGAUCCGAGGAGGAGGAAGGGGAGGACAAGAAAAAUCCAUCGUCUGGGUCAGGUCCUGUGAAGAGACAGGUGGCUGUGAAAUCCACCCGAGGCUUCGCCCUCAAGUCCACCCACGGCAUCGCCAUCAAAUCCACGCCGCUGGCGGCGGCCGACAAGGGCGAGAGCGCGGGGCCCGUGCGCCGCAGCACGCGGCAGUUCUACGACGGGGAGGAGAACUGCUACAUCAUCGACGCCAAGCUCGAGGGCAACCUGGGCCGCUACCUCAACCACAGCUGCACCCCAAACCUCUUCGUGCAGAACGUCUUCGUGGACACCCACGACCUUCGCUUCCCCUGGGUCGCCUUCUUCGCCAGCAAGCGGAUCCGAGCCGGCACGGAGCUGACCUGGGAUUACAACUACGAGGUCGGCAGCGUGGAGGGCAAGGAGCUGCUGUGCUGCUGCGGGGCCAUCGACUGCCGGGGCCGGCUGCUCUGAGCGCCCCGCCCGCUCCCAGCGCGUCCCGCUCCUCCAGAGGUGCUCGCUUGCCCUCAGCGAGGGUAAAGUUCCUUCUCAAGAGGUUCCCAGCUCUGCCACUCACCUGGAAAAUCACAGAUGGCCACGGAGCAGGACCGGACUCGGGCUGUGCUGGGCGGGGAUUCCCAGCCCCUGGGCUUCUCCCACCUU
Parus major (Great Tit) is the source of this 4166-nucleotide messenger RNA. RefSeq names its product SET domain bifurcated histone lysine methyltransferase 1 (gene SETDB1). Lineage: Eukaryota; Metazoa; Chordata; Aves; Passeriformes; Paridae. The record is from RefSeq and is a predicted model, not a curated record. Gene Ontology annotation, biological process: negative regulation of gene expression; heterochromatin organization. The coding region runs from base 120 to 3977 and encodes 1285 amino acids. Gene Ontology annotation, cellular component: nucleus. Gene Ontology annotation, molecular function: zinc ion binding; DNA binding; protein binding. The transcript is spliced from 22 exons.